AUGACGACCGCACUUCCCAAACCACAGCGGAAUCCCCAUGCGCCGCCGAAUAUGGCCCUUCCGGCGCUACCUGUCGCCAAAACGCGGAAGUCAUCAGGUCUCCAGCAACCGUCCACCCCAGCCAGAUCAUUAAUGACCACACCCAAGAGUGGGUUACGAGCUCCUUCUUCCACCCAACUCCCACCGCCAGCUACACCAGCUCCUACGACUGCGUUGCCGCAACCACGCUCAGUGUCCGCUGCCAUACAAGGGACCAAGGCCCUGCGGAAAACAGUUAGCAUCAACUCGUUUCCUCAGCCGCCUCGUGGAGACACUCGUAUGAGCAGUGUUCCACCAAGCCCCUUGUCAGGCGGCCGAAGGUCAAAAACAGUCACUGCGACAACCUCAACCUCGAAUGGAACACCGAGUCUGCUGAACGGUUCCGGCGAAGGAAAAUCUGUGACAAGGGCGAGUGCACGAUUCUCUGACGGUCUGAUAAGCGUAUCAUCGCCUCCGCAAAGCCGGAGCUCCUCGGCACAAGAUUCCUACUCGACGUCGGCAACAACCUAUGACGACCCAAUUGACGCCUCAGGAGCAAAGUCGGGCGCAGACGCUUCCAGUAAACAACAGUCGAAAGGGGACACCAAAGGCAAUGUGAUUGUCAGCGUAAGGGUGCGGCCGGACGCUGGAGGUCAAGACCAUAGACCUGAUGGAGAGUGGAUGGUCGAUGGACGGAAGUCUCUGAUCGGAUAUCAGGGCAAGGAAGGGGGUGACUAUUACUAUGACAACGUUUUCACGACGCAUGAUGACAACUACCGAGUCUACGAUCACCUCGCGAAACGGCUCGUCCGACGAGUCAUGGAAGGCUACCACGGGACAGUCUUCGCUUAUGGAAUGACAGGAACGGGAAAAACAUUCUCAAUGCAAGGAACUGCUUCGUCGCCUGGUGUGAUCCCUCUGGCAAUCACCGAUAUCUUCUCGUACAUCCGCGAAACGCCUUCCCGGGAAUUCUUGCUUCGAGUCAGCUAUCUAGAGAUCUACAACGAGAGGAUCCAUGAUCUUCUUGGCAUGCCGACCGGUGCGACUGUCGGUGGUCCGGUGGCCCAGGAGGAAAUCAAGUUGCGGGAGGACAGUAAGCGAGGUGUCUAUGCGACUCCGCUGAAGGAGGAAAUCGUGCAAAGUCCGACACAACUUCUGAGAGUAAUCGCCCGGGGCGAUCAAGCGCGACGAACAGCAAGCACGCAGUUCAAUUCCCGGAGUUCUCGAAGUCACGCGGUAGUGCAAAUCGUCGUUGAGAGCAGAGAGCGCGUACCUGGAGGGCCUGCAGCAACGGCCGAGAACAAACGAUCUGGUCUUUUGCCCGGCGGUGUGCGGGUCUCGACUUUGAGCUUGAUUGAUCUUGCAGGAUCAGAAAAGGCUGCCGAGAGCAAGGAGCGGCGGCAGGAAGGUUCACACAUCAACAAGAGCUUGUUGACUCUGGGAACUGUUGUGUCCAAGCUCUCGGAACACAAGGACGGCAAAUCGGACAAGGACGGCAAGCACUUGCCCUACCGAGACAGCAAGUUGACCAGGCUGCUCCAAGGUGCGCUGUCAGGCAACUCGCUUGUUAGUAUCCUCUGCACAAUCCAAAUAGGGUCGACAGGAAGUGCCGCAUCCGCCAACAGCCACACAACCGAGACACUCAACACGCUGAAGUUUGCGUCGCGGGCGAAGAACAACCUAGUCAGUCAUGCGAAGCGUGCUGAGGAGGCAUUGGGUGCUGGCGGUGAGGGUGGCGCGAGAGUGCUGCUCGAACGAUACCGAAUGGAAAUCACGGAGCUAAGGGCGCAGCUGGAAUCACAGGCCAAGAAAGACAAGAACGAGGACAGCGCGGAGAAGGUCAAGGACGCCAAGGAGGAGCUGGCGCGAGAGAAGGAGGCAGAAGCACGGCACGAGGAGCAGAUGCUGGAGAUGCAGCUUGCUCGAACGGCGCUCAAAGAGCGCAUAGAUCACCUCAACCGAUUGAUCCUGAGCUCCAAAUCGAUAGGUGUCAACGCCAGCGGAACUUGGAGCUCUCUUGGUUCACAUCCACGGUUUUCGCAGGCGUCCAUGAGGUCCUCGCGGUCGUCCAUGACACCAUCCCAAGUAGGUAGGCCCAUGCUUGAGCGUUCGGCGUCUUUGACUUCGUCUUCGUCCACGAUCGGGCGGAGACCCAGCAUGGACCACCGAACAUCAAACAGCGGCAGAUCUGCAGGGGAUGAGGACGAUAGUGUCGGCGAGUUCGGCGACGGCAUCGCAUCCUUGUCGGCCCAGAACCGGGCAUUGCAGGCCGACCUUAUGGACAAAAACCGAUACAUCGCGACUCUGGAGAAGCGCCUGCUCCAGGCCCGGAGGGCAAGCUCAUCGCGUACGUCAGGUGGCCUAUCUUCCGGCAGCAAGGGAAUCAUGGUUGGCGAGGACCACAGCGUGUCGACAGCUCUGAAGGAGAGGGACGCUGAGAUAGCCGAACUGCGUGCUCAGCUGGAAGACAAGGACCGAAUGCUCAUUGCCCUGCGGAGUGCGGCUAGGAGAGGGGAGAUUGCUGACCGAAGCAUUGAGACCCGCGCUUCUCAACUGAUGAUGCUGGAGAACGGGCCGCGCUCCAACCCUACCUCGCCAACGAGCCCCCAACGCCCGCUGUUUCGGCACAGCAGCGUCAGAUCCUCACCCAAGGACCGGCGAAGCGUAGACGAGAUGAGUCGCAUUCUGGACGAGAUGAUACAGGACCGAGUCGAGACGGGCCACAUCGUCAAGAGCACCCGGGGUAGCGUCCGCGUCGUGGCCCCAGCAGAGAGAGAGAAGCCCCUGGUCGACCGCCUUGAGCCCCUCCGGCAGAGCAGCGAGAGCAGCCACCGGCCUUCAGUCGUGCUCGAGGUUUAG
Messenger RNA from Diaporthe amygdali, 2877 nucleotides. RefSeq names its product Kinesin-related protein 11. The transcript is spliced from 2 exons. Gene Ontology annotation, biological process: microtubule-based movement. NCBI's taxonomy places the organism in Eukaryota, Fungi, Ascomycota, Sordariomycetes, Diaporthales, Diaporthaceae. Gene Ontology annotation, molecular function: microtubule motor activity; microtubule binding; ATP binding. The record is from RefSeq and is a predicted model, not a curated record. The coding region runs from base 1 to 2877 and encodes 958 amino acids.